AUUAAUAAUCAAGAAUUAAAUCUUAUAUCAAUAUAUAGCAUAUAGAGAUAAAUACAUAAAUUUGAUACGAUCAUUGAUUUUUUGAAAACAACUUGUUUUCUAUUGAUAAGGGAUGUCGCAAUGUUACCAUCGUGUAGAACAACAUGUUUAUCAUCGCAUGUAGUAUUAUUAUUAUAGCAAGUAUUAUCCGAUAUUACUUUCCACACAUACAUACACAUACACACAUAUUACACACCAGUUUCUUUCAGAUUCUUUAAACACAAGAUAACGUUCUAAACGUAUCGAAAGUUACUUUAAUCUCAAAAAAAGGUAAAACAAGUAACAGGCUUAAAAUGAGAGGUCAUGAUAAUCGCGCGUGAGCAUUCCAUCGUACAAAUUUUAGAAUUGUUUAUGUCUAUGACACUCCUUCUGUGUUUAAAACAAAAUAGAUAUAAUUGAAGUUUGAGGGCGAGUAAAAGAGAAACGACAGAAAGUGCAGAAAGUGCAACUGAAAUAAGAGAACGUCUUGUCCGGCGCUCCGUGUAACAACCCCUGCAAAAUAAUCAUGACCCCUUUGGCGCAGAAGCGUACAGCACCGCGGUGCGGAUUGCGUCGUUACUAAUUUGACCGUCGACGAAGUAGUGGGGGGUAAGCUGUAGCGAGAGAGCGUGCGUCUACGUCAGGAAAAGCUCCGAGCUUAUUGGUCCCGGUCCAUUGUUGCGUAUUGAUUGCUGCGGAGCAGUGGUAUGGUCGUCGGGACACUCGGUCGUCCUCGUCGUCGUCGUCGCCGUCGCCGUCGUCGGUGGUGUACACAGCCGAGAUUAGGUUAAGAGGAGCGGGCGCGCGCUACAGAUAAAGGAAAAAAAACAGAAAUAAAAUAGUCGUCUGCACCCGUUGUCGUUGUCGUCGUCGUCGUUGUCGUCGUCGUUGUCGUCGUCGUCGUCGUUGCGCAUUCGCUGGCGUUUCUCGUCGUGUUUCAUCGCUUCGCGAGUCGCGCGUUUAUUACGGUACAUCCGCACCUACAUGUAUACACUUCUACAUACAUCGCAAAGAGGAAAAUUUGAAAUAAGAACAAAGAAGAGAGAGAGAGAGAGAGACAGAAUAUAUAAGUAUAUAUAAAUAAAAAUAUACAAUAUAUAUCGCAUAUAUAUAUAUAUAUACAUAUACGUUACACGGAGGGACAAACGAAAAUAUCUGUCGCGUACUGUGUACUCGUACACGCGCGCGCGCGCGCGUAUGUAACACGCGGCAGUGGUGUCAGUGAAUUCUUGUUUUUUCUAUUGUUUUCUGUUGCUGCGACUCUCUUUUGUUCGAGACUCAAGAAUCGCGAUAUUUCCCUGCCUGCGGCAUCAACGGCAGCGGCAGCAGCUGCUGCCGAGCCUGGUGACACCGAAACCGCGCUGCUAUCCCUCGCCAACCAGGACGAACCCCGCGGCCAGUUGACGCGGCUGGUAGUAGCUGCGAGGACGAAGGAGACGGUUCUCCAAGGACAAGGACACCAAAAUCCCGAGUUGACGGUGUUCGCACACCCCGAGGAGAACAUUUCACGUACGACGCAGGACGGCCACGUACGUCCGCGUAUCGGAGCAAGGAUCUGCGAGGGUUGCAAACGCUCGCUCGGAGAGUGCGUCGUCAAGGCGACAGUGUGAGCUACCAGAGUGGUCUUGGAUACUGUUCCAAUUGAUAGAAGGCGCUUAUGAACGAGAAAAGACAUUCUCGGAGCAAGUAGAUACGGACAAACAAGCAGAUCGAAGAAACGAACGUAAGAGGGUGAUAGAGAGAGAAAGAGAGAGCGUGAGAGGGAAAGAAAGGGAGAGUGUGUGAAAGGAGUGAGAGAGUGUGUGAGAGAGAGAGGGUGAGAGAGAGGGUGAAAGAGAUUGAGAGGGUGAGAAAAGAGGCGAGAGAGAAGGAGAGACUCGCGACGCCAGCGGGUGUGCGUGGGGCGGGAGCGGAGAGGAGAAAGAGAGCGGAAAAGAGAUCGACGGCGGAUUCCUUCAGCGCGCAAAAGCUGACGGAAGCUCGUGGUUGCUGGUACCGCGAGGACGCAGCAGCAUCGCAGCGGGCCAUCGUGCACGGGGGUCCUCGAGGGUAGGAAAGCGCGUCGCGCACCCCGAAGGCGGCGCGAAAUUAUGAAGCGCAUAAAGUGCGCCCUACUGGCCGCCGCCGCAGCUGCCGCUGAUAGUGAUAGCCGCCGGUGAAUGUGUGAUCCGGGGGCAGCAGAGAUCCGCCGGGAUGACGACCGAAGAGACGACCGAGCAGCCCCCGGUAGACGACUGCCUCAAGGAGCGGAAAUGGUGGUGCUUCCUGCUGUCGAGCAUCUUCACCUUCCUCGCCGGGCUGCUGAUCGUGCUCCUCUGGCGUGCGUUCGCCUUCCUCUGCUGUCGCAAAGAGCCCGAACUAUCCCCAAAUGACCCGAAGCAGAAGGAGCAGAAGACGGCCCGCCAGGGCAAGGAGUUCGAGGGGACUUUUAUGACCGAGGCCAAGGACUGGGCCGGCGAGCUGAUUUCCGGGCAAACCACUACUGGACGUAUCUUGGUGGUGUUAGUUUUCAUUCUCAGUAUAGCAUCGCUUAUAAUAUACUUCAUCGAUGCCUCCAGCGAAGAGGUGGAGCGUUGCCAGAAGUGGAGCAACAACAUUACUCAGCAAAUAGACUUAGCUUUCAAUAUAUUUUUUAUGGUCUACUUUUUUAUACGCUUUAUCGCCGCCAGUGACAAGCUGUGGUUCAUGCUGGAGAUGUAUUCGUUCGUGGACUACUUUACGAUACCACCGUCCUUCGUGUCGAUAUAUCUCGAUCGGACGUGGAUCGGACUGAGGUUCCUCCGAGCCCUACGACUGAUGACGGUCCCUGACAUCCUCCAGUACCUCAACAUUCUAAAGACAUCGAGCUCCAUUCGACUCGCCCAACUCGUAUCCAUCUUCAUCUCCGUCUGGUUGACCGCAGCUGGCAUCAUUCAUUUGCUUGAAAACUCAGGGGACCCUUUCGAGUUCACGAACCCGCAACAGCUUUCGUACUGGACCUGCGUGUACUUUCUGAUCGUGACGAUGUCCACGGUAGGAUAUGGCGACGUUUACUGCCAGACGGUCCUCGGCCGCACAUUCCUAGUAUUUUUUCUACUCGUCGGUUUGGCAAUUUUUGCUAGUAGCAUACCCGAGAUAAUAGAGCUCGUAGGCAGUAGGUCCAAGUACAGCGGCGAAUACAAGCGGGAGCAUGGAAAGAGACAUAUUGUCGUGUGCGGCCACAUCACUUACGAAUCGGUCUCGCACUUCCUCAAGGAUUUCCUACACGAGGAUCGCGAGGACGUCGACGUAGAAGUUGUCUUCUUGCAUAGGAAAGAGCCAGAUCUCGAAUUGGAGGGUCUCCUGAAGAGGCAUUACACGACCGUGGAGUUUUUUCAGGGCACCAUGAUGAAUGCCGUGGAUCUGGAGCGCGUCAAGGUACACGAAGCAGACGCGUGUUUGGUACUGGCUAACAAGUACUGCCAGGAUCCGGACGCGGAAGACGCGGCGAACAUCAUGCGCGUCAUCUCCAUCAAGAACUAUUCGGACGACAUUCGCGUUAUCAUACAAUUAAUGCAGUAUCACAACAAGGCCUACUUACUAAACAUUCCAUCGUGGGACUGGAAGCGGGGUGACGACGUCAUAUGUCUGGCGGAGUUGAAACUAGGCUUCAUCGCGCAGUCCUGCCUUGCACCUGGCUUCAGCACGAUGAUGGCCAACCUCUUCGCGAUGCGUUCCUUCAAGACGUCGCCCGAUAUGCAGGCUUGGCAGAAUGACUACCUGCGUGGAACUGGAAUGGAGAUGUACACCGAGACACUGAGCCCUACCUUCAUUGGAAUGCCCUUUGCGAAAGCCACUGAGUUGUGCUUCACAAAACUGAAGCUCUUACUGCUGGCCAUCGAGAUAAAAGGCGAAGGAGGCUCCGACAGUAAAAUCUCGAUUAAUCCACGUGGUGCCAAGAUCGCUGCAAAUACUCAGGGAUUCUUCAUUGCUCAAUCUGCUGACGAAGUGAAGCGGGCGUGGUUCUAUUGCAAAGUAUGCCACGAGGAAAUUAAAGACGAGACUCUGAUCAAGAAGUGCAAGUGCAAAAAUUAUGUGGGGAUGAUGAUGAUGCAGACCGGCAUGGUGAAGGGAAACACUGCCUACAGCAGUUACCUCGACGUGGCUACAUUCCGGAAAGGCGUGCGAGCUGUUCAGAUGGUUGGAAGAGCAAAUGAAGAGCUCUCGUACACAAACGACCACCAUCCUCCCCCCACAUUCACUCCGCCAGAACUGCCCAAGAUGGUUCACGUAAGAGGUGAGAUCAGCCGCGAACGAGAUGACCCAAAUGCCAUGAGAAAUCAUCGGAACUCCGUUGGGAUGACCAUGAUGAAUUCGACGAAGCAAGUCAACAAGGUGAAGCCGAACGUGAACCGAGCGACGAACGACAGCCUGUCCAGUCCGAAUCAGCCGUAUAAUCAGAGAUCGCAAGAGGAGUCCGCAUACGCUGGCUACCAUCUCGCCUACGAAGUCAAAAAACUCAUGCCAACGAGCCGAGCCUCGGCUGGCACGAACGUCAACAACAACGGCGGUCUUCAGGUCGGGAUCGCUGACGAUCAAGCGAAGGAUUUCGACUUCGAGAAGACCGAGAUGAAGUACGACUCGACGGGGAUGUUCCACUGGAGUCCCUCUCGCAACCUCGAAGACUGCAUACUGGAUCGUAAUCAGGCGGCGAUGACAGUCCUGAACGGGCACGUGGUCGUCUGCCUGUUCGCCGAUCCCGACUCGCCCCUUAUCGGACUGAGAAACCUUGUCAUGCCAUUACGAGCUUCCAAUUUUCAUUACCACGAGCUUAAACACGUAGUGAUAGUUGGGUCGGUGGACUACAUACGCCGCGAGUGGAAGAUGCUGCAGAAUUUACCGAAGAUAUCGGUUCUAAAUGGUUCACCAUUGAGUAGAGCCGAUCUGCGUGCCGUUAAUGUGAACCUGUGCGACAUGUGUUGCAUCCUGUCGGCAAAAGUGCCUAGCAAUGAUGACCCCACCCUCGCCGACAAGGAGGCCAUUCUCGCAUCCCUCAAUAUCAAGGCCAUGACUUUCGAUGACACGAUCGGCGUGCUUAGUCAAGUUGGCAGCCCGAUCGUCUUGCAGCGGCGAGGAUCCGUUUAUGGAGCAAAUGUGCCAAUGAUUACAGAACUCGUAAACGACAGCAACGUGCAGUUCCUUGACCAGGACGACGACGAUGACCCGGACACGGAACUCUACCUCACCCAACCGUUCGCCUGCGGCACUGCCUUCGCAGUCAGCGUGUUAGAUUCCCUCAUGUCGACGACAUACUUCAACCAAAACGCGCUGACUCUGAUCCGGUCACUGAUCACCGGUGGAGCCACACCCGAGUUGGAACUGAUCCUGGCUGAAGGGGCAGGCUUAAGAGGAGGUUACAGCACGGCGGACAGUUUGUCCAACAGAGAUCGGUGUCGCGUUGGUCAGAUCGCGUUGUACGACGGGCCAUUGGCUCAAUAUGGCGAGAGUGGCAAGUACGGUGACCUCUUUGUCGCAGCAUUAAAGUCGUACGGAAUGCUGUGCAUUGGUCUGUACAGGUACAGGUUUCGAGACACUAGCUCGUCAUGCGACGCCUCUUCCAAGCGAUACGUGAUCACGAAUCCACCCGACGACUUCACACUGUUACCUACAGAUCAGGUUUUCGUGCUGAUGCAGUUCGACCCGGGUCUCGAAUAUAGGCCGAGCCGAGGCGCCCGCGGCAAGGACGACUCCUCCUGAUUGUUGCUGUGUAGCGCCCUCACCGACGGACCAUAUUCCUACAUCUAAUUGCGCGUUGGAAACCAUCGUGCCGUCUGUCGUCCCUGCAAACAUCUCGUCUUCGUCGUAGGGAACGUCCAUCAUCACCAUCACCAUCAUCGACAAGAGUCGUCAUCGCGAGCGUCGUUGGUGAGGCAGAUCGCCGAUUUGCCACGUUUGUUUCUUCGAUCGACCAUUGCGCACAGCGACUUGGGCAAGCAAACGCGACGCUCCGAUUCGACAGCUGGUCGAUCCGAUCGCUCCACGAUCACGGUUACUAUGUCGCUUCGUUCACGUCGAUCGUCAACCGGAGCAAGUAUGACACGAACGAUCCGUGAAGCGGAGGAGGACGACGAUGAAUGGGAGAACACCACGCCGGAGAAGAAGAGGACGCGGAGGAACGAUGGAAAGUGGCACGAUGCUGUGCGGUCCGAGGGCAGCUACACGUCAUGUACUCACUCUCUCUCUCUGUUCGAGCUGAAGAACGGUCGUCUUCGCAGCGACGAGGACGACGCCGUGAGGACUAAAAUCAGACACUUCGCGAAGCGUAACGCUGUGUUAUCGAGCUCCCCCAAACCACCGACCCAUCGUAACCGGGCUGGAAGAAAGUGUACGGGGUACACGAAAUGUAGCUUAACGUCUAACACGUGGCUUAGCCUCGAUGGGCUAUACGGGGUGUAUAGCUUAACGUUUAACGCGUGGCUCAGCCUCGACGAGCGCUGUGGAAUUGCACAGUAGAGCCGCGCGGUGGCACGGAAGAACAAUCGCCGUCGUGGCGGCUCGUUUUCUCGAGCACGUGUUAUUAUAAUGUAUAUAGUAUGUAAACCACAGAGAACACCGUCGACGUUCAACGAGCGAGAGCUGCUGAGAAGCCGGCGAAAAAGAGUGGAAAGAGCAGCAGGAGAAAGAGGAGGAUAGGAGUCUGCAGCGAAUUGGACUCGUUCAUCGACGUCUCGUCUGAUCGAGAGAGUGACCGGAUCUCUCUCUCUCCCUUUCUCUCGCGCGAACGCAAAGAGAUCGCGAGAGAUUGUCGUUGGCAAAUCCUCUCGUCGCCGAUAAACUCCGGAACUCGGCGCGAAUCUCGAGUACCGGGACGGACGAAGUGCGCUCGAACGAACGUAGUGCUGGACUACUACGCGCAACCCUUACCUCGUGUGUCUUGUUUUAUGGCUAAUGAAACAAAGGGAAAAAAAAUAUCUUAACCAAAGCACUUUGUACAGGUUCUAUAUAUAUGUAUAUAUAUACAUAUAUACAUAUAAAUAACUAUACGAUAAAGUACCCUUUUCCACACAACUUUAAGUAUAUAAAUCGUCUAUAUAUCGGUAUAUAUACAUUAUAGGUAUAUAUGCACAUAUAUAUAUAUGUAUACAUAGACAUUCUCUCUUUUAUAUAUUUUUGUGAAACUCACGUGUGUAUAUAUACGGACGUACAUAUAUAUAAAAAGAAGCAAAUAUACAUAUAUGUAAGAGAAAAAUACACAGAUACACCUGUACACAGAUACUCUAUAUAUCUUUUCUCACAAACACACAUUUUUUUCUCUUUUUCUCUCAUACAUUCUCUCUCUCUCUCUUACUUUUUUCUUUCUCCCACUGCGCGUGCACACGUGUGCGCGUGCCGACACGGACUUGUACUUCGCUCGUACACGGAAAACACGCACACGUAAUCACACCGUACGAGAACAGGUGUGUGUACAUAAGAUAUGCACGCGCGCGCGUGCAGUCACACAGAGGUACGAUCUAUAUUUCGUAUACUGACACACUAUCACGCGCACAUACAUACACAUCCACACAGAAUGUGGACUCAGAAACUCACGCCUACAAAAAUAUAAAUAUAUACACACCUAUAUACACGCACAUACACGCAAAGUCGAGGAUUUAGAUCGGUGAAGAUUGAUGCGCGCGUGCGAGCGGACACAUACGUGAGACUGUUCUACGAUUAAGUGGUAAUGUAGAAUUCGCGAAAGGAGUCAAAGAGGACUACAAAAACAGAAAAAAAAAAACAGAAAAAAAAGAAAAUAACAUGACGACGAUAAACGUACGACGCGCGUUGUCGGCCACUGCGAGAGAGACCAUCGCGAUUUCGCGCUCGAACAUCGCCACCGCGGAUUUCGCGAUACGGGAAUCCGUGACUCCGAUGAUGAGAAGCGUAAAAAAAGGGCAAACUAGCAAAACGAAAAAAAUAUAAACGAUUAAUAAAGGGAGAAAGAGAGAGAUUACGAAGCAGAUUAAGCGAGGAAAAAGCUAGCUGUGGUAGUCGCUGCCGUGUUUCGUAUUACGCGUACACCUUGUAUAAUCGUCGUCAUCGUCGCCGUCGUCGUCGUCGUCGCCGUCGCCGUCGCCGCCGCCGCCGCCGCCGCCGCCGCCGCCGCCGCUACUGCUGCUGCUGCUGCUGCUGCUGCUGCUGAUGCUGCUGUUUGCAAUAUCCACGUGCACUGUUCACUGCCACUGCAGUUCGUGUUAUAUAUCGUUGUACAUAACUUUCUAUGUAUAGCUCGAGUGAGGCGACGAAAGAGAGCGAGGCGAGGCGCGUGAGUGUGGAAUGCACGCAUCCUGCGAAGUACAAAAGGACGUAGCGUCGGUCGCGCGGAUAGGACCGAGUUGCACCGAUGGUCCGGGUUAAUCCUUUCGAAUUCGACGUGUCCUGCGCGCACAAAGAACGGCUGAAAAAUGUGUUUCGGCGAUUUCGACUGUGUUAUCGGCGAAGAUGACGGAUAUCAUUCGCUGCUUGAUAAAUUUUUCUCGAGAGGACAGGUAUCGUGUCGAGUAGUAUUCGUGUCGUUUGAUGUUAACUUCGUCCGGCGAGCUGCGGUCUUAUCACGUGAAUGUAUUCUGUAUCGUGGAGAAAAUUCGAUAAUUUGUAUGGGGCCGGUUGAGCUGAGAUAUCUAAACAUCGCGCAACGUAGCAGUGCUGCGCGACGAAUGAGAUUUGAGUGUAUCAGGCCCGAUGCUGCGGUGGACGUCGGUGCAACUAGUCCGAAGGAUUGUUUACGCAGGACCUUGGAAGAUCUCGCGACUCGCGCGAGAGUGUAUAGAAUUCGAACUCCCCCAGGUCGCGUGAACUUACGUUGCGAAAGUACCUCGUUGUUAGAACCCACAUACGCCAAAUAUAGUUUUGUACCACCUGUUACGUCACAUCCCCCCGAUUCGAGUGGAAGAACUCAAAGACAGUUGACUUAAUCUCUCGUUUACAAAACUAUUAUGUCAUUCAGACAAUGAGACUGUACAUACAUACAGCUUAGUGGAAAUUUAAGUGGUGCAGAACUCUCUUUGAUUGCGUGUGUAUUUCCGUCAGAGAUCUUUGAGUGGCACUGUAUAGCUACUCCGUUUUUCUGUUCUUUCAUUUGAUUUCCUGAUGACCUGCAGCUAGAGCUGUUGGAAGAAACCUGCUAAAGCACGGGCAGUCGGAAGUCUCGCGAGAAGAGGUUUCGACUGGGGAGUCUACUUCAUGAUGAAAUCAAGAAUCGUUGAAGGUGUACGAAUAAUAUUGUGCAUUCGAAAUGUUUAAAGAUGUCGUAAAUUGCGUGUUAAUUGUUUGCACGGCGGAUGUAAUGUUACUUCGGACUUGUGCAGGUAGAUGUAUCGAAUGUUGUUUCCUUUUCUCUGAGGCGUUUCAUUCGUGAGGUGAUCGUAUAUUUUUGUAACUAAAUCGAUUAUACAAAGCGUUAAAACGUGAGUUCUCGAAAUAGAACUCACCUCGUGAGCGUUCGAAAUACGUACGCAAAAUUUCUUUGGAACGGAGGGACUCGCGAUUCGCGUUCAAGCCAUGACUACGAAGGAGGACGAUUUAUAGAUGGAUCGCGAUUAUCGAUGCGAACUGAUCUGGUUGAGGAACUUGCGCGCUUCUCGCGCAUAGUACAGCACUCGCGUGAAUGAACAAUGUAUUUUCGCAGCGAUCGAUUUCUGUGCGUCUUCCCUCUUCCUCCCGGCCGUUAAAUUGCGCAUAAUUUCAUCCGCCUCGAGCUGCGGAUCCGAGCUGACGAGACUCGAAUGUUUAACAGGAGCAGGAGGAAGUGGAAGAGAAAGGAGGAGACCGCGAGAAGAAGGAAGAGAAUGGAGAGAUACACUUACGUCACUCACUUCGCGCUCUAUCUCUCUCGGAUUUAGGAAUUGGCGAAGGAGACUUUAAUUCAAUGCAAAUCUUUAGCUUAAGAUUUGAUGGAGUAAUCGAUUCGAGCGAAAGACGAUCAUACCUUCUUAGAGUCGCGUUGAGGAAAGGGCUGUCUUCAAAUUUGUUAUGAAAGUAUUACUUUUCAAACACUUUCUGGAUGAUAUGCUUGCAAUCUUUCUCUUAGCAACCGUUUGCAAGUUGUGAGGUCGAUUGCUGAGAUUCUUCAUUCUCGAGAGCUCUCGUGUUUCCUCGUGAAGGAAGCGAGAAAUUGGCGAGAGGAGAGAAUAUGCGAGAAGAUUGGCUGUGUGUAUGCGAGGCGAAAGAUUCAAUCGAAAAGACACGAUCGUGCGUGUCGCUUCGUCCUCGAGAAAUGUCCGUUUGUCCAUUUGAUUUUUCUUCUUGAUUGAUUUUUUCGAGCCCCCCGGCGAAGGGAGGUUCGUUGUGGUAAACUGUGAAUUUGCGAGCGAGUCCUUCGCGAAGGCAUCUCCGCGUUACGAGCACCGGAGAGAGCUUCGGCGACUCUCGCCUCGACGCGAUUCUAUUUGCGAAAGAUAAAACAAAUUCGUGCGUUAGAUUUUGUGGAAGUCGCUUCAACAAAAGAGCGACAAAAAAAAAAGAGAAAACUCGUCGGAGCCUUGUGUAGAGUUUUAGAUGAUCGGUUGAGAUUUGCGUCGCGCGGAGCGAGCCGAAUUAAUGAGUAACUUCCGUUACGACGACUCUAAUCGAUUUUUAUUCUCGACGUUUCGUAUGUUUUACCGUGUCCUUCGAAUGCCUAAAAACUUAUGACGCAGUGGAAACGAUUGCCGCGCGAUCACGAUGAUUGCACGAUGUUACUUCAAGGUUCGGGGAGGGACAAUUCGCUCGUAUUAUUUUCGGCAAAUUUUGCGCGAGAAUAUUACGGCUGACCAGUCGCGCGACGCGAAUCGCUCAUGCACUCUCUUUAAGAAUUAAAUCACGCACCGAUUCAAUCGAUAUCAUCAGUCGUAAUCAUGUUCUCGUUGCGUCACGCGGCGCAAAUGUGACGCAUUUGUGUGUAUGUGGAACGUGUGUGUACCUAAACGAAGUAUAUACAUAUAUAAAUAUUAACAAGAAAAAUUAAGCCCAUAAAAAAUCGAACAAAGAACUCGAAGUGGUUCGACAGAGAAAUAUAUAUAUGUAUAUAUAUACACACAUUAAUAUAUAUAUAUAUAUAUAUAUAUAUAUAUAUAUAUACAUAUAUACAUAUAUAGGAAUUUAAAAGAAAAAAAAAUGUAUAAAGAGAAGAGGGAAUUAAGGCGCGCUGAGCGUACGCCACCUUCAAUGCCUCAUUGACCUCACCUAAUGCUUUUUUAUCUGUACAUUUACAAUUUGUGUACCAAUGAGGAACGUUGUUUAAUCAUGUUGUUGAUGUUAUUGUUAAAGAAUGAGAUUCAAUAUUGUACAUAACUAUAUAUUCAUUAUAAUUGAUGAUAUAAAUAAUUAUAUACAUAAAAGUAAAAAAAAGAGAGAAGGAAGGCGAUCUCCCAGAGUCCCCUUAUGCCUCGCGUUUCGAUAUGCGGAUCCACGUAACUUUGUAAUAAAAGGACAAGUACUUUACAAA
Odontomachus brunneus is the source of this 11437-nucleotide messenger RNA. It is a transcript of the gene slo, whose product is annotated as calcium-activated potassium channel slowpoke. Gene Ontology annotation, molecular function: large conductance calcium-activated potassium channel activity. The coding region runs from base 2212 to 5733 and encodes 1173 amino acids. The transcript is spliced from 28 exons. Lineage: Eukaryota; Metazoa; Arthropoda; Insecta; Hymenoptera; Formicidae. Gene Ontology annotation, biological process: potassium ion transport; transmembrane transport. The record is from RefSeq and is a predicted model, not a curated record. Gene Ontology annotation, cellular component: postsynaptic membrane.